This is a messenger RNA of Salvelinus sp. IW2-2015, 5481 nucleotides long. Its product is annotated as receptor expression-enhancing protein 2. Lineage: Eukaryota; Metazoa; Chordata; Actinopteri; Salmoniformes; Salmonidae. Gene Ontology annotation, molecular function: taste receptor binding; microtubule binding. The record is from RefSeq and is a predicted model, not a curated record. Gene Ontology annotation, cellular component: endoplasmic reticulum membrane; cytoplasmic microtubule.
GAGCUUUUUGGUAUUGUCUAUCUAUCUAGGCCUACGUAAUUCAGCUAAUUGGGUCAGUGGCAGCCUUCAUAGGACCUAUUUCAUUGUGGCAGUAACCAGUUGUUUUUGCCGUCUCUACGGACUAGACAAACCAGUGUGGACCUGCCCCUUUAAGAGAAGAGGAGUUCCAGCGAUUUGAAUGCUGCAGAUUCAGAAUCCACAGUAGCCUACCUGCCAGUAAAAUAGAGCAUUCAAGAGCAGGAGCAGGCAACUAACUGCACUUGCAUCACAACCACACGGUCGUGGACGGAGGAAUGGGGGGGUAUCCAGCUAGUUAGAUUUCCGAGAAUAAGGAAAAGCUCACUACAAUCAACCAAUUAAGAUGGUGUCGUGGAUUAUCUCCAGGAUGGUAGUCCUGGCCUUCGGGACCCUCUACCCGGCCUACUCCUCAUACAAGGCUGUCAAGACGAAGAAUGUGAAGGAAUAUGUGAAAUGGAUGAUGUACUGGAUAGUGUUUGCGUUAUUCACCACAGUGGAGACCCUCACCGACUUGUUCAUGUCCUGGUUUCCUUUCUACUUUGAGUUGAAGAUAGCCUUUGUGAUCUGGCUCCUGUCUCCGUACACUAAGGGCUCCAGCGUGCUCUACCGCAAGUUCGUCCACCCCACCUUGUCCAACAAGGAGAAGGAAAUAGACGAGUACAUCACCCAGGCCAAAGACCGUAGUUAUGAGACUAUGAUGAGGUUUGGAAAGAGGGGGCUGAACUUGGCUGCUACGGCCGCCGUCACUGCAGCUAGCAAGGGCCAGGGCGUGUUGUCGGAGAAGCUGCGUAGUUUCAGCAUGCAGGACCUGACUCUGAUCAACGAUGGGGAGGAGCUGGGCCUGCGUUCCUCUGACCCGCGCAUGAGGAGAGACGCCAUGGACGACAUGGUUACUGGAAGUAGCACGCUAUCUAACACACUGCCCCGCGCCAAAGCCACACGCCAGACUCGUUCCUCCAUGGUUCCUCAUCUUGACGAAUCAUCGCAGCACAGCUCGGACCAAUCAGACACCAGGAGCAUCACCACGGAGCAUUCUGACGAGGACGUCGUGGAGAAGGCCCCCGUGAAACGCACGGCCAGCGUCAGGGCAACCAAAAAACCUGCCGCUGCCAAGACCGAGACUACUACUACUACUAAGACGGUGAAAAAGAUGCCAAAAAAGAAGACUACCACUACAGCUAUAGCCAGCAACAACGGCGAGUCACAAUGAGACCUGUAUCUGCUGUCCCGAUCUACACCCUACUGUACGCUACUACUACACACACACACACACACACACACACACACACACACACACACACACACACACACACAGCCAAGGACCUCUGGACAGUCACUCUUGCCUGUUAAGCGCCACUCACAGGUUUAGUUCUACUAUAUAUGCCCAGCUUCAUUUCAACUCACAGGUUUAGUUCUACUAUAUAUGCCCAGCUUCAUUUCAACUCACAGGUUUAGUUCUAAUAUAUAUAUGGUCAGCUUCAUGUCAACAGCACUUUUUAUUUAACCUGCUGCUUACAUUUUAGGCUGUAUAGUCAUUGACAUCAGUGUAUGUAAGUGCAUGUUUUGUUUGAGGUAAUGGCAGUGAUGGCCUGUUAACUGAACUGAAAAUGUGUUGCUUCCUUCCUCCUGUACUGUUUACAGCCUUCUCUGUGUUGUCUAUCCAAAGCCUCACACGGGAUUGACUUGACUUAAUCCUCUUGGGGCCUUUGGGAGCAUAGGGCAUCCACCCUGGCUCUUCCACUCACCCACUGUGCGAGGGCUUUUGCGUCUUGCCAGGAGAUUUCUGCUGGAUUAUUGGAGACAUUUUUUCUCAGGAUCAGCUUAACCUGCCUGAGUCCUUAUGUUAUCCAGAGUGAAGGGAAAUGCUAAACUGGUCUUAGAUCAGUGUUUUAAGGGSAGCAUUCCAAUUAGUAUGUUAUCUACUCUCUAUUGGAAGGUAGUUUGAGGCUGCCAUGUAGGGGAAGGUACUAUAGCGGACUAGGCAUGUCUGGAAGAGAAAGCARGGAGGCCAGGGAAGAGAGGAGAGCGGGAGGAGUGCUAAAGAGUUGUGGACCGGACAGACUAGCUCUGCUCAACAUGUCCCUACUACAGAGAUCAGUCUCACCGCUGUCUGUAGAAGUCUAUAGGGCCAGGCCCCUAUCCCCUUUGGGAAGUCUGUCUGUACAUGGAGGCGGUGUUGUCGUCUCUGGAAAACGGAGGACGUUCUGGGAGCACUUAGGUCUCUAACUGUGUUAAGCCCAUGCCAAGGUUUCUCAUAUCAUUCACUCUGCUGUUGUGGAGCAGUAGUGCCCAUCGACUGAUAAACACUCGGUCACGCGCUGGCAGAGCGAUGAACAGAUCGGUGUGUGUGUACCCCCCUCUCCGUUCCUCUCCCUCUGAACAACUCCACCCAUCCUCACUCUGUGCAGAACAGAAAGUCCAGCAGAAAGACCCACAGAUUCAGGCUUCGUUACCUUUUUUGUGUGUGUUGUGUCUCUGCAUUGGUGUGUGUGUGUGUAUUUUUGGAACGUGACCACACUUCUGUUUUCCCCCUCUUUGUUGACCCAACUGCAUAGAGCCAGAAUGACAUUUAGCAUUCACUUAUCACAUAAACAUAUAUUUGAUUUCAUUUAACUCAGUACAACCACGUGUUGAUAAUGCGUUUAAAAUCAUUGAGGAUGACAGUUAAUGGUCCUAUUAAAUGACUCAAAUGUACAGACAGGACAUAGUAGGCCUAUGCUACACAGUAGACCUAGCCUACUAGGCAUACUUGGGUUAAAGAUAAAAUGUAUUCUUCUUUUUUUAUUACUUGUAUAGCGCUUUUCAAAGCGCAUAAAAAGUGAAACAUUGAAAUGAUGGAGAUUGAAAAUCUGCUGUUUUUGGGGUGAAGUUGAGGCAAUUUGAGCUGGAAAGUCAUUGUAGGUUUAGAGGAGAGGGCAUCGACGGGACAGCCAAGGGGAAACAAAGAGAGUCUGAAAAAACGGGCUCAGAGCUCUACAACAGCGUACCACCUGCUUUUCUGAAUGGUCAGUCACUCUAUUGGAGUCAGGAAUUUAGCGCCCACCUGGGUGAGGCCAUGGCUGCUGAAAAGCAACUACAUCUUGACAGUGGUUAGGAGCGUUCCCUGAACAGUCCCUGAAUUUCCUCUGCUACCUCUGGCUACAGAAUGCAGUUCUUGCUGUAAUACUUCCAAACGGAUUAAACAAAAAGACGGAUUAUUUUGAAUCCAGACAAAUCGCUAGCAAUUAAGCCAAAAGAUAGACUUUUCAUCACAAUCCUGCAACUCAGAGUCAAGACCACAUGAUAUAGAGCAGUCAAAACCCACAAAAUAAAUACAAAUAUUUAGAGCUCUUUGCCUCGGCUACGUUAUGAUGCCAUGGCAACCACAGAACCAAUAAGCAUAAUCAUCAUAAUAUUAUAACCAUCAAUAACAUCAAUGUCUUACACUGCAGCGCUUAGCCUAGCUAUACUGUACUCUCCUGUGUCUGAUAACCAAACAUUUUAAUUGAAUUGUGUUAGACUUGUGCUUUAGGGUUAUUUUUGUUUACUCUAAAUUGUCGRACACACGGGACGUGGUGGUGUUCUACCCUAUUAGGAAGACCUUCAGGCUGUCUGGCUCUUACCUGGGUGAGCACCCCAGUCUGACUAGUGAAAUGUCUGAGGGAUCAACUACUAUCAUAGUCCUAAAUUGUCACACUAGGUGUUGUCAACUAUUGUAGACUAUAUGACUUAUGUCACACACUACGUAUAUUCCCGACCUAGGUUAGUUAUCCAUGACUGAUAUAUCUACUUCAGGGCCCGUAUCCACAAAGCGUCUCCGAGUAGGAGUGCUGAUCUAGGAUCGGGCCCCUACCUGUCCGUAUAAUCUUAUCAAGGAAUCAAAUCUGAAGGGCCUAGAUCAGCACUCCCACACUGAGACGCUGACGCUUUAAGGACACGGGGGCCCAGAUGUCUGUUAAUCUAGGGUCUCGAUCAUAUAUCAUUGUUUCUCUGAACCAUAAGGAGAGCAGCUAAACUAGCAUAUCCUCGUCACCUGUCCUCUGACAGUAGCCACCUCAAACAUGGUGGAAACUGGCUUACCCUGUUAGAUAGAUGGAAGGAUACUGUGGAUAAAUGAUCUUCCAAUUGUGUCUAAAGCUGUUAAAACGAUGUGCCCUGCUAGUGUUUUACUUAAAAGAGAUAUAUAUAUAUAUACACACAUAGCAUACAAGGUGGGUUUUUGGACAAGUGUUCUUUAGGGCAUCUAAUCAAUGCCUUUUAAACUAUUGCCUUGUCUGAAAUCUGUCCCUACCCUCAGACACCUCUUGUCAAUCUCCCCUAGAUACUGGGAUAGAGUGUAAAGGAUUGCAUGGGAUUAGCUAAAAAAAAAUGUGCUAAGAGCGCCACCUAGCUUCCUUGUAGGUUAGGUUGAGUUUCCACCAUGUUGUGCUUUUGUCUUACACCUAYCUGAUCCUCUCAUAAUCUAGGAGUGUGUUGGGUUAAUUGGAACAUAAAGGAGUUGAUUUUUGGACUGGGUGUGCUUUAAGGGGUCCUUUUUGCUUUGGGCAGGUUUUAUUUGGAGUUCCCUUUUAAUGAGUCUAAAUUGAAAGCAUGAGACUACUGCACUUGUGUGUUGCUGCUGUCUGCAGUGUGACACUGAUUUGAACCAGUAGUGGGAGACGUACUCCAACUGUUUUAGAGAUACUGUUUGAAGUUACCUACAUGUACACACUAUGUAAAAGUAAUUUUCUGAUUGUAUAAAAUAGCUUGCUUGCCUUACUCUUCAUGAAUACAUAGGUUUUUCUUCUUUUGUUGCUUUUUAAGACUUGAUUUGUAUUCUUUUGGGGUUUUAAAAUUAAAUCAUAUUGGAUUUCCUUAAGAGGAGGCACCUCAACCUCUCUGUAAAGCCUUAUGCUGUGAAGAGUGCUACUUGUGUUUUUUUUUUAAAUCUCUUAUCAAUUUUUCUGUCUCAAGAAGAGGCAUUUUAAUUAAUCAGUGAACGACCAAUAACAGUGUCAUAGUCCUGUAGGAAUUUGCUCAGAGAAUGGGAAUUUCUCAGUCUGGUAUUCUGAAAAUGUUGUGUUUUGGUAACGUCCAAACUGAAGUCAUGUAGCCCCAAGCUUUCUUUUACAGUGUCUGCUCCCCCCUUUCUGUCAGGCUGGCUGCAUAUUCCACGAAGGCAAUUCGAUUGUGUACUUUUUUUCCUAUUCUGUUUUAAUUUGCUACAGUUUGCACUGAAGAAAAGAUGGCACACCCUAUUGAACGCUUUCUAGUUGUCAUGACAACAUUACUUGACAUUUUAAUGUUCAUUUCAUUUUUUUGAUAUUUAUUUUUGGAAUCCGUAAUCAAUAAUCAGUAUUAUUGUGUACAGGAAGUCUCAUUGUGAGAAUAUUCUGGAUAUUAAUAUUGUUUGUGCCAACUAUCAAUACUAUCAAUACUGUAAUUAAGGAUGACAGUCAUGUACCAAUAACUGCUACUAAUAAAGAAAACAUAUUAUACUCCUUA